Messenger RNA from Talaromyces proteolyticus, 2439 nucleotides. Its product is annotated as putative bifunctional purine Ade1. The record is from RefSeq and is a predicted model, not a curated record. Lineage: Eukaryota; Fungi; Ascomycota; Eurotiomycetes; Eurotiales; Trichocomaceae. Gene Ontology annotation, biological process: adenine biosynthetic process; 'de novo' IMP biosynthetic process. The transcript is spliced from 3 exons. Bases 1 to 2439 code for a protein of 812 amino acids. Gene Ontology annotation, cellular component: cytosol. Gene Ontology annotation, molecular function: metal ion binding; ATP binding; phosphoribosylamine-glycine ligase activity.
AUGCUCCAAGAGAGGUUGCGCGUGCUCGUUGUGGGCAACGGUGGUCGCGAGCAUGCCUUUGCCUGGAAAUUGAGCCAAUCGCCUUUGGUCGAUAUCGUCCAUGUUGCUCCUGGAAACGGUGGUACUGGAAAGGCGGCAUCCCAUAAGAUCGUUAACACCAACGUCAAAUCCGAUGAUUACCCAGGCCUCGUCGCGUUCGCUCAGCAGAACAAUGUCAACCUAGUCGUCCCAGGUCCCGAAGCGCCUCUGGUAGAUGGAAUUCAGGAAUAUUUCAAGGCUGUCGGUAUUAGGUGCUUUGGCCCGUCGAAAGCUGCCGCAAGAAUGGAAGGCUCGAAAGCGUUCUCGAAAGAUUUCAUGAAGCAACAUCAGAUUCCAACCGCCGAGUACGAGAAUUUCACCGAUUACGAAGCCGCUCGCAAAUACCUUGACUCGGUGAAUCACAAUGUAGUCAUCAAAGCUAGCGGUUUGGCUGCUGGAAAAGGCGUCAUUCUACCCACGACCAAGGAGGAGGCACAUACUGCGCUCCGAGAGAUCAUGCUAGACCAUCAAUUCGGCGACGCCGGCAAUGAGGUUGUGAUUGAAGAAUACCUCGAUGGAGACGAAGUCAGUAUUUUGACAUUCAGUGACGGUUAUACCAUCAAAUCCCUUCCACCAGCACAGGACCACAAGCGUAUUUUCGAUGGAGAUCAAGGACCAAACACGGGAGGUAUGGGCUGUUACGCCCCUACCCGCAUCGCUUCGAAGCAUGAUCUCGAACACAUCGACCGAACCAUCAUCCAGCCUACAAUCGAUGGAAUGAGAAGAGAAGGAUAUCCAUUUGUCGGAAUCCUCUUUACGGGUUUGAUGAUAACCAAGAACGGCCCUAAAGUGCUCGAGUACAACGUUCGCGGAGGUGACCCCGAAACACAGACUAUUCUCCCCCUUCUCAGUGCCAACACAGAUUUGGCAGAGAUCAUGGUUGCAUGCACAGAGCACUGGCUAGAUGGAGUGUCAAUUGUCAUCGAACCCAAAUUCUCAACGACAGUGGUUGCAGUAGCGGAAGGCUACCCAGGAUCGUACGCAAAGGGCCGUACAAUCACACUGGAUCCUACACCAAAUGACACCGUGAUAUUCCAUGCUGGAACUUCCCUCAUCGACAACGAACUCAAGACAUCUGGUGGCCGCGUGAUUGCAGCGACAUCUGUAGCAUCCUCCCUCGAAGAUGCUGUUCGCAAGAGCUAUGAAGGCAUCGCUACGAUCCACUUCCAAGGCAUGCACUAUAGAAAAGACAUUGCCCACCGCGCCUUCCGUACUGCUCCAAAGCAAAACGAGAGUCUCACAUACGCCAGCGCCGGAGUCUCUAUCGAUGCUGGAAACGCACUCGUCAACAAGAUCAAAGCCUCGGUGGCUCGCACUCGCCGGCCUGGCUCUGAUGCAGUCAUCGGUGGGUUUGGCGGCACCUUUUCUCUGCCAGCAGCCAACUCUGCCUACCACCCAAAUUCCCCAACCCUGAUCGGAGCCAUCGAUGGUGUUGGGACAAAGCUCAAGAUCGCCCACGCUGUCGGAAUCCAUGACACCGUCGGAAUCGACCUGGUAGCCAUGAAUGUCAACGACCUGGUCGUCCAAGGCGCCGAGCCCCUAUUCUUCCUCGACUGCUAUUCCUGCGGCAAACUUGAAGUCGAGGUAGCUGCAGACUUUGUGACUGGUGUCGCUGAAGGCUGUGUCCAAGCUGGAUGCGCGCUAAUCGGUGGCGAAACCGCCGAAAUGCCAGGCCUUUUCCUCGACGGUGCAUACGACGCCGUUGGUGCCGCAGUGGGAGCCAUCAACACGAACGGUCCAAACAGCCGCACCAUUCUCCCUAACACCACAGCCAUGAAACCAGGCGACAUCCUACUCGCUCUGGCCUCCGCCGGCGUCCACUCCAACGGAUUCUCUCUCGUGCGCAAAAUCGUCGAGAAGUCCGGUGUGGGAUACAACGACGCCGUGCCAUUCUCCUUCACAUCGCAACACCACAAGCCAAGCACCCUCGGGACAGCCCUCCUCACGCCAACACGCAUCUACGUUAAACCGCUCCUUAAAGCGCUCACCAUCCCUUCCUCCCAACACACCUCCUCGCCGGCGGCCAUCAAGGGCAUGGCACACAUCACCGGCGGCGGGCUGAUCGAAAACGUACCGCGCAUGCUUCCACCCACGCUCUCCGCGCACAUCGACGUCUCGACAUGGACCCUACCACCCGUUUUCCAAUGGCUCAAGAAAAUCGGCAACGUGUCGUCGCAGGAAAUGUCGCGCGCGUUCAACUGCGGCGUGGGCAUGGUGCUUGUUGUAGACCGGGACUGUGCUGAGACUGUCCAGCAGUUGCUUAGCAGUGAAGGGGAGACUGUGUAUCGGGUCGGGGAGUUGAAGGUUCGACAAGAUAGUGAUGACGGAUGUGUAUUGGCUGGGUUGGAGAAAUGGGAUUAA